AUGGCGGUUGGAGGCAAAAAUGAGGGUCCCAUGAAUCCGGUUUUCUUCUUUUCUCACGGUUCGACAAUGAUGCUCGGUGAGGAGAGCAACUCGGCCACCUACUGGAAGAAAUGCGGCGAUGAAGCUCUUGCCCAGGGGAUCGAGCACAUCGUCAUGAUGAACAUGUCGCUCACGCACACUUUCAACCAGGGUGCACACUGGGCUACAAACGCCCCGGGCGAGGUUCUCAUCUCUGCACAUCCAAAGCCCGCCAAAUCGCCCGUCGCCUACGUCAACCCUGAAAAAUACCACCCUUACAAGCUCAAUCCGGACCUCGGCUACAUCCCAACGAUCCAGGCGCACCUCGCCGCCGCCGGCAUUACUUCCAAGACGGACCCGACCUUCGACUGGAUCCACGACACCUACCUUAUCCUCAUCCGCAUGUUCCCGGCCGGUUGCCCGCCCACCACGCUCAUCUCCAUGAACGACUUGUACGACCCACACUUCCACGUUGCCGUCGGCGCCGCACUUCGACCCCUGAGGGCCGCGAAGCACAAGACGCUCUUCAUCGGCUCUGGCGGGGCGGUGCACAACCUCUACCGGAACAACUGGGCGCCUAUGCUCCGCUACCGGGAUAAUUUCGCCCAGCCGAGCCCGCCGGAGCCGUGGGCGCUGGACUUUCGCCAGGAGGUCAUCGAUACCCUGUGCCCGGCCUAUGAGGAGGACGUGCCCGUCGACAUGGCCUUUUACGGCAAGCCCAUCCGCGGUAAGAAGCCUUGCGGCGGGCCGCUCCUGCGGCGAAAGGUGACAAGCCUGAUGAAGCAUCCAAUGUAUCGCGAGGCGCAUGCGACUGAUGAUCAUUUCAUGGCGGCCAUGUUCGUCGGCGGGCUGUGUGGAGGCAGAGGCGACGCGGAUAUGAAGGCCGAAAUGGGCGCCGAGGACUGGGAACUGACCAAUAUGUGCAAUUCGCAGUUCAUCAUCGGCACCUGGUCGGAGGCGCAAUGA
This is a messenger RNA of Colletotrichum higginsianum IMI 349063, 984 nucleotides long. RefSeq names its product Aromatic ring-opening dioxygenase family protein. The record is from RefSeq and is a predicted model, not a curated record. The transcript has 2 exons. NCBI's taxonomy places the organism in Eukaryota, Fungi, Ascomycota, Sordariomycetes, Glomerellales, Glomerellaceae. The coding region runs from base 1 to 984 and encodes 327 amino acids. Gene Ontology annotation, molecular function: ferrous iron binding; zinc ion binding; oxidoreductase activity, acting on single donors with incorporation of molecular oxygen.